Molecule: messenger RNA, 1109 nt
Organism: Oryza sativa Japonica Group (Japanese rice)
Lineage: Eukaryota; Viridiplantae; Streptophyta; Magnoliopsida; Poales; Poaceae
Source: RefSeq, a predicted model, not a curated record
UCGUCAAAAAAAUAAAUUGAAAAAAAAAAGAAAAAACUCCCGUCUCGUCGUCUCCGCUCCUUGCGAGUUCGCCCACCGCCGCCGGCGCGCCGAUUUCCAUCUCCCGAGCAAAGCGGGGGGAGGGCCACCGCCGCCGUCGCUGUCGUCCUGCUGCUCCCGCCACAUCCCGAGAUGGAGUCAGUGCCACUAACUGCUGAAGCUAUUGCUUUUACCGAGAAAAAGAUGGACAUGACUUUAGAUGAUAUUAUUAAGAUGUCAAAGAAAAAGAAUCCUGGAGGCAAGAAACCUGCUAGACAACCUAUCAAGAAACGUCCAUUCCAGAAUGACAACACUAAUCAAGGGAAUGCAAAGGUUCAGCGAUUUAUGGAAACUAGAUCGUCCUUAAGACAAGGGGUUCUUGCACAAAGGAGGACAAAUCUGGGUGGAAAUCAGUUCGCAGCUACAAAGCAGGCUGCAAAGAAGGCUGCUACAAUGCCAAUACGUAGCAGGGGUGUCAGAUGGAACAAGCCAAGUGCCCCAUCUAACUCAAUACAGCGGAGGCCUGUAGGACAGGCUUUUCAGAAUGGGAAGGGGAAGGAGGUGCAGAACAAGGCACCAAGGACAAUGGAUGCGCUCUUUGCACAAAUGAAGCAGCAGAGGAUGAGGACCAUUCCACAGCAGCAGACGAAUACUGCCCCUGGCCGGCAGAUUGCCCAGCAGCGGCGUAAUCAGCAACAGCGGCGAGGAAGAGGAUAUGGUGGCCGCAAUGGUGGUAACCAAUGAGUUCAACCACAUCAAAUGUCCUUCAUGGGAGCAUUUUCAGUUCACUGGUUUCUUGGGUGGGAGAAGAACCCCUGGAAUGCUAACUUGGCUUCUUUGUUCCCUUGUAUUGUUAGGAGAGUCGCGGACAGAAUCUUACUGAAGUCUGUAUGCAGUUUUUCUGGUUUCCUAUUUCUGCUUCAGCUUGUAUAAUGUCCGAUGGAGUGUAUGAAAAUUUGCCUUUUUGUGUUACUAGUUGCGAUGUUAUAUUUGGCAUGCUUGUAGAUAGUUAUAGGUUGAUGUGUGCUAUCGGAUUUUACAGUGUCGGUUCAGUUUUUGAAAGUACAGGACCGACUUCUGUGUUAGUUUCA